Molecule: messenger RNA, 765 nt
Organism: Colletotrichum spaethianum
Lineage: Eukaryota; Fungi; Ascomycota; Sordariomycetes; Glomerellales; Glomerellaceae
Product: UPF0664 stress-induced protein
Exons: 4
Coding region: 1-765 (254 amino acids)
Cellular component (GO): cytoplasm; nucleus
Source: RefSeq, a predicted model, not a curated record
AUGUCUGACGCCGAGCAGUUCUCGUCAUCCGAGGUCCAGAAGCUACAAGCUCAAUUACGCGAGAUCGACGAACAGAGCAAGGAAGGCAAGUUCGUGACUGCGGACGGAGGCGUCCCUGCUGGAAGCGAAGAGAUGGCUGCACUCUUGGAGAAAUGUCUACGAUGGUCCGAUGUACUCAUCGCGAAGAAGUACGCUGCUGACUCUGUCCUUAGAAGAGGAGUGAUCCCUGAGUCGUUCAGGCCGACAUACGACAUUCUUUUCCGUAUCCGCAACGAGCUCGAAAAGCUGUCUAUUACGCAAGCGUGGUCUCUACGUGAAGCAGACCUCUUCGACUUCCAGAGGCAGCUGGACAAGAUCGACGAGAGUAGAAUCAACGGCAACUGGCUGGACGACGACGGCAAACCAGCCGAACUCUACGUUCAGCGUACGCUCCUUUAUCUCAUUAGAAGAAGCUACGCCUAUAUCUACUCGCUUAUGAUCUCCUCGGAACCAGUGUCCGAGGCCUUGUUACCGAUUUACAAUCAGCUGCAAACUCUCAAGAGAUGCUUGAUCGAGGUCAAAAACAGCGGCGGUGUCCAGUCUGUCAGGGAGCUGUAUCCCUACAGCAUGAAGCUUCACUCGAUCGACAAUAUGCGUCAAGACGGAAAGUUCAUGAUCAACAACGAUAUUCCGGAAGGACAGGGCAGUGUCAGCGAGCUUCUCGCCGAGUGUUUCGAGCUUAACUAUGAACUCAGGGUCGCUGCUGAAGAGCAGGCUGAGGCUUAA